UUGCCGCAGGGCAGGCAAAGGUGAGACAAGUCACGGGCCGAUAUGUCGGCCACCAAAGGACUCUGAACAUUGGAGCGGAUAGAGCUAAAAAUGCACCUCAAUGGUCCCAGCGGGCCACUGGCCCUAAUGAACGACAGCUCCGGCGGAGAUGGAUCCGUCUUCCCCAUGGGACAUAGUUAUCCUGCAGAGUACCAGCAUCUGGUGCACGCCCACUGGCGAGGAUUUCGGGAAGCACCGAUUUACUAUCAUGCAGGCUUUUACAUCGCCUAUGUUGUCCUUAUGAUAUCAAGUCUUUUCGGUAAUGGAUUGGUCAUCUGGAUUUUUUCCACGUCUAAAUCUCUGCGAACUCCCUCCAACCUGCUGAUUCUGAACCUGGCCAUUUUCGAUCUGUUCAUGUGCACCAAUAUGCCACACUAUCUGCUUAACGCUGCCGUUGGCUAUAUUGUGGGGGGAGAUCUCGGCUGCGAUAUAUAUGCUCUGAACGGAGGCAUUUCUGGAAUGGGAGCCUCCAUAACGAAUGCAUUCAUUGCCUUCGAUAGGUACAAGACCAUAUCAAAUCCCAUUGAUGGACGAUUGAGUUAUGGACAGAUAGUCCUCUGCAUUCUCUUCACCUGGCUGUGGGCCACGCCGUUUUCCGUUCUGCCCUUGUUUCAGAUCUGGGGACGCUAUCAGCCAGAGGGCUUCCUGACCACCUGCUCCUUCGAUUAUCUGACAAACACGGACGAUAACCGGCUGUUUGUGCGUACGAUAUUCGUGUGGUCCUACGCGAUUCCGAUGACCAUGAUCCUAAUAUCCUACUACAAGCUCUUCACCCACGUCCGCACCCACGAGAAGAUGCUGGCGGAGCAGGCCAAGAAGAUGAAUGUCAAGUCACUGUCUGCCAACGCCAAUGCCGACAACAUGAGUGUAGAGCUCCGAAUAGCCAAGGCGGCAUUGAUAAUCUACAUGCUGUUUGUCCUGGCCUGGACCCCGUACUCCGUGGUGGCGCUAAUUGGAUGCUUUGGAGAACAGCACCUUAUUACGCCCGUCGUUUCCAUGCUGCCCUGCCUGGCCUGCAAAUCGGUAUCCUGCCUAGAUCCUUGGGUUUACGCCACCAGUCAUCCGAAGUACCGACUGGAGUUGGAGCGCCGCCUGCCAUGGCUGGGCGUCCGCGAGAAGCAGAACAUCUCCGGAUCAUCUGGCGGCCAGGAGAGUGUGGCCAGUGUCAGUGGCGAUACGUUGGCUCUCAGUGUCCAGAAUUAAGGAGUAUCGUGAUGGAUUAGUGAAAUGGAUAUGAACAUGUAUUUAUGAGUUGAUUAUUUCUAAGAUGCAAUGAACUGCAAGAGUUCCAAAAAAUACAAACCAAAAAAAGCUGGCAUUUAAAAA
This is a messenger RNA of Drosophila kikkawai, 1365 nucleotides long. RefSeq names its product Rhodopsin 5 (gene Rh5). Gene Ontology annotation, molecular function: G protein-coupled photoreceptor activity. Gene Ontology annotation, cellular component: plasma membrane. The record is from RefSeq and is a predicted model, not a curated record. Gene Ontology annotation, biological process: phototransduction; cellular response to light stimulus; visual perception. NCBI's taxonomy places the organism in Eukaryota, Metazoa, Arthropoda, Insecta, Diptera, Drosophilidae.